AGUGACGCUGAGCGGCUGGCCCCGGCGCCGACUGUGGCGGAGCCAGGAAGCUGGAGGGUGGACAUGCUGGGGGUCGAGCGCAUCCUUUCUCUGUUGCUGGUGUCGCUGUUGCCAGGGACUGCGCGCAGCUUUCGUAAUGCCUCCCAGAAGACGUUCGAGAUCGACUACGACCACAACUGCUUCCGCAAGGAUGGCCAGCCGUUCCGCUACAUCUCGGGCAGCAUCCACUACUUCCGUGUGCCCCGCUUCUACUGGCAGGACCGGCUGUUGAAGAUGAAGAUGGCUGGGCUGAACGCCAUCCAGAUCUACGUGCCCUGGAACUUCCACGAGCCCCAGCCAGGACAGUACCAGUUUUCCGAGGAGCAUGACGUGGAGCAUUUUAUUCAGCUGGCGCACGAGCUGGGGCUGCUGGUUAUCCUGAGGCCUGGACCCUACAUCUGUGCGGAGUGGGAGAUGGGAGGAUUACCUGCGUGGCUCUUAGAGAAGGAAAAUAUUGUUCUUCGUUCGUCUGAUCCAGACUACCUGGCAGCUGUGGACACGUGGUUGGGUGUCAUUCUGCCCAAGAUGAAGCCUCUUCUCUAUCAGAAUGGAGGACCGAUUAUAACGGUGCAGGUUGAAAAUGAAUAUGGCAGCUACUUUUCCUGUGACUAUGACUACCUGCGUUUCCUGCAGAAGCGUUUCCACUACCACCUGGGUAAUGACGUGGUUCUGUUCACCACCGAUGGCGAAAUGGAGAAACUUAUGCAGUGUGGGGCGCUGCAGGGGCUGUAUGCCACCGUGGACUUCGGACCAGGUGCCAACAUCACAAAAGCUUUCCUAAUCCAGAGGAAGUAUGAACCCAAAGGACCCUUGAUCAAUUCUGAAUUCUAUACUGGCUGGUUAGACCACUGGGGCCAACCUCACUCAACAGUCAAGACUGAAGUGGUAGCAUCCUCCCUCCAGGAUAUACUUGCCCGAGGGGCGAAUGUGAACUUGUACAUGUUUAUAGGUGGGACCAAUUUUGGCUAUUGGAAUGGAGCCAACAUGCCCUACCAACCACAGCCCACCAGCUACGACUAUGACGCCCCCCUGAGUGAGGCAGGGGACCUCACCGAGAAGUAUUUUGCUGUGCGAGAUGUUAUCCGGAAGUUUGAAAAAGUACCGGAAGGCCCUAUCCCUCCGUCCACACCAAAGUUUGCAUAUGGAAAAGUUGCUCUGAAAAAGUUAAAGACAGUGGAGGAAGCUCUGAACAUUCUGUGUCCCGCGGGGCCUGUCAAAAGCCUUUAUCCCUUGACAUUUAUCCAGGUGAAACAGUAUUUUGGGUUUGUGCUGUACCGAACAACACUUCCUGAAGACUGCAGCGAGCCAACCCCUCUCUCUUCACCCCGCAGGGGCGUCCACGACCGGGCCUACGUCUCCGUGGAUGGGGUCCCGCAGGGAGUCCUUGACCGCAACUAUGUGACCACUCUGAACAUAACGGGGAAAGCUGGAGCCACUCUGGACCUUCUGGUGGAGAACAUGGGGCGUGUGAACUACGGCUAUUAUAUCAAUGAUUAUAAGGGUCUGAUUUCUAACCUGACCCUCAACUCCAGUAUCCUCACAGACUGGAUGAUCUUCCCGCUGGACAUUGAGAAUGCUGUGUACCACCUGGGUGCCUGGCAUGGCAACGACAGAAGCUACCGCAGUGAAGCCUGUGCCCACUCAUCUAACUAUACACUCCCGGCCUUUUAUGUGGGAAACUUCUCCAUUCCCAGUGGAAUCCCAGACUUGCCCCAGGAUACCUUUAUCCAGUUUCCUGGGUGGACCAAGGGUCAGGUGUGGAUUAAUGGCUUUAACCUUGGUCGCUACUGGCCAGCACGGGGCCCCCAGGUGACCUUGUUUGUGCCACGGCACAUCCUGGUGACAUCAGCCCCAAACACCAUCGCAGUCCUGGAACUGGAGCGGGCGCCCUGCAGUGCCGAUCCCCCCGAACCGUGCACCGUGGAGUUCGUGGACAAGCCGGUUAUCAGUGCAACUGUGACCUACAGCCAUCUCCUCCAACACCAGUCCGAUCCAGACUCCUGACAGGACUGUGAAUGAUGACUCAAGCCCGGGACCUGGCCUUUCACAUACCUCACAUGUCCCCUUGCAGUGGCAACAUUCACUGCAGUGCUCGAUUGGAAACCAGAUUCCGCUUGUGCGUUUCCACCUGAGGUUUCCCUGUAGCCUUGCAGUGACGGGCCCACCCCUGCCAAGGGCCGCCGUGGCCGUGAGAUGGGGUGGUAGCCCAGUAGCACACCGGUGUACCUGCAGAGCUGGAACGGAAGCUUUCGAGGUGUUUCUGAUUUUUACUUUGGAAGAAUCAUGUCUUUUUGUUAAAUAAAAUUUGCAUUCAUGA
Messenger RNA from Myotis daubentonii (Daubenton's bat), 2356 nucleotides. It is a transcript of the gene GLB1, whose product is annotated as galactosidase beta 1. The record is from RefSeq and is a predicted model, not a curated record. Gene Ontology annotation, molecular function: beta-galactosidase activity. Gene Ontology annotation, biological process: carbohydrate metabolic process. NCBI's taxonomy places the organism in Eukaryota, Metazoa, Chordata, Mammalia, Chiroptera, Vespertilionidae.